Cynoglossus semilaevis (tongue sole) is the source of this 1584-nucleotide messenger RNA. Its product is annotated as calcium uniporter regulatory subunit MCUb, mitochondrial-like. NCBI's taxonomy places the organism in Eukaryota, Metazoa, Chordata, Actinopteri, Pleuronectiformes, Cynoglossidae. The record is from RefSeq and is a predicted model, not a curated record. Gene Ontology annotation, biological process: calcium import into the mitochondrion; mitochondrial calcium ion homeostasis. The transcript has 8 exons. Gene Ontology annotation, cellular component: uniplex complex. Bases 357 to 1277 code for a protein of 306 amino acids. Gene Ontology annotation, molecular function: calcium channel inhibitor activity.
ACCAUCUAUCGGCCAGAGAGGGAAGCUACACGCUGUCAAUAACAAACUGCUAAGAUGCAACUCAGUGAUUGGCAUUCAAAGAUUUAAGCUAGUGCUUGAUGUAACAGUACUUACCCAAACAAACAAAGUAAACAAACAAACAAACAAACAAACAAACCCACCAGUCACAGACGUUUAGAGGCGAAGUAAGAGUUAAACCCCAGUUCCUCUUCCUGUAGUGAAACUUGUUUCCACUCGCCUUCCUGACAUUCCUGCAGGUCGAAGAAGAUCAACUCCGUCACAGACACAGACCCGGACACAGACACAGACAGACCCAGAACAGUCAGCGGGGAGCAGUUCAGCAGCGGCUCGGCAGCAUGUGGGCCUUCAGGUCUGUGAGGAGCCUCACUCUCUGCUGCUCACCACGGACAAAAGUGGGAAUCUGGGCCUCCACUCAGGUCUUACACUACAGCAGUGGAGCUCCAGCUAAAGAUGUGUCCAUUAACUUCAGCCUUGGUCGCCCGGUCCUCUGUGUCCGUCUCCCUGCAGGGCGUCAGUGUCGUUUCACUCUCACGCCCAUGUUGACCACGGUGGGAGAUCUGCUGAAGAACAUCUCAGCUGAAGAUCCAGGAGUUCACUCUGCCGUGCUGCUGAAUGGAGAUGGACAGAGGAUUUCCUCAUGCACUUUCAUGGAGACAGUUCUGAGUAAAGACUUUCAGCUUGUCAUCAAUGGUGUCACGUACGACGUUCGUUCUCCUGGAGAAGGUCCGUCUCACGAACACGUCUCAGGUCUGGACGAUGUGAAGUACAUGGUACGCCUCCUUCACGCCGCUCUGACGUCUCCUCAGCGGCAGCAGGACAAACACUCAGAGUUGAUGAGGAAACGGGAGGAGAUCCAGCAGCAGCUGAUGCCCCUGGAGACGGUAAAGCUCCAAAUGGCGAAGGAGGCAUACUCAAAGGCGUCCAUGUUGGGGUGGGCGGGGCUUGCCUACCUGUCACUCCAGGGAGGUUUCCUGGGCUAUCUUACCUGGUAUGUGUUUGAAUGGGACACCAUGGAGCCAGUGACCUACUUCAUCUCCUACACCACCAGCAUGAUCUUCUUUUCCUACUACAUCCUCACAAAAGAGGACUUUGUUGUUACAGAUGUCAGAGAUCGUCAGUUCCUUCACUUCUUUUACCGCAAAGCGUUGCGUCAGAGGUUUGACGUUCAGAAGUACAACAUGCUGAAGGAUGAACUGGAAAAGGCGAGAGAGCCACACACACACAUGCACACACACACACACACACGUACUUUAUAGGAGAUAUUGUUAAUUUUUUACUAUAUAUAAAUUCUGUUUUGAACUUUGUAAACCAUAAAAAGUUUGGUCAAAAUUGACAAAAUUGUGUGUGUGUGUGUGCAGGUCACACAUGACCUGAGGACUUUGAGAAGCUCAAUUCGUCUGCUGCGGCCACACCAUGAGCUUCACAGACAAUCCUGAGAAUUUCAUCUUUUUUUUUCCAACCCUUUUUUUGCACAGCCCUGUUAUGUUCACACUAAAGUGUUAAUUUCAAAUCCUUCAGUUAAUGUAAAUUGAAAAUAAAGGAAUACAUUGUUUAAACUGUAAA